CCUGUUCCCCAGACAGAACGUCAUUUGUUUACGAGCUCAGCCCCUCCAUUGCCCGCUCCUUCCUCAGCCGCACUUUGCACGUGUGAGCGCUGUGCAGGUCCACAAAGACCGUGUGCGAGCACUACUACCACCCUAUACUGGCGACCUUGUUCGCUUGUCCGUCGCCAUGAGCGGCAUGCGUGCGCAUCUCGCCAACCGCCUUCGCAGUUCGUCGCUCUCCGCUGUCCCUCCACCACGCCAGAGCUCAGAUUAUUCAGUCGACCUGGCCAAGGCCGCUGCUUCCAUUCUCUACCGCAGUCCCGUACGGUCUAAGGAGGGGAGGCCUGUGUUUAUCCUCAACGCUGCUGCCCUCCCAGAUACGCACGAGACCGACUUCGACCAGCUUCUCCCCUAUGUCCUCGCACGCUUGCCAGAGGAGGAUGAGCUGCUGAAGGGGUACGAGUACGAGGUUGUCUUCUUUGCAGGAGACGGCGAUGGCUCAGUCACGUCGAAAAAACACCGGCCGGGCUGGGGUUGGUUCCUGCAAGCGUACCAUGUGCUGUCUCGUGCCAUGCGGAAGAGGCUGCAGCGGCUCUACAUUGUGCACGAGAAGGCUUGGGUGAGGAUCUUAACCGAGAUCUUCUCGACCAUCGUCAGCCCCAAGUUUAGGAGGAAGAUCUACCACGCCUCCAACCUGACCCAGCUUGCGCUCUACAUCCCGAUCGGGAAUCUCCUCAUACCGCCCUCGACAUACCUCACCGACCGCCGCAUCUCCGAUGACAUCUUCGUCCCGUACGCCAGCGGCCGUCGUGCGUUUGCGGCGCGCAAUCCGUUCCCCAACACCAGCAGAGGCACAACGCGCUUCCCACGAGUCCUACGAGAGACUACAAGCUUCAUACUGCUGGAGGAGAACAUAACAUCCGAGGGCUUGUUCCGCAUCCCAGCACACUCCAAGCUGCGCGAGGUGCUCAAGGAGGCAUACGACCGCGGCCAGAAGUACAUCAUAUGGAAAGACAACGGUGUCACACUGCCAGUGCCAGCAUACCCCGAAGCAGAAUACCAGGACGAGAUCAUCGCAGAGGUGGACCCCAAGGAUGCAUACUCGGUGUUCAUGGCAGCCGCGCUGAUCAAAGCGUGGUACUCGAGUUUGCGCCAGCCAAUCUUCCCUUCGGAGUCGUAUCGGGAUUUGAAGAGACUGUUUGGCGACCCUCAGCAAGUCCCUGAUGUUGACCAGCUUCGAGACCUGUUCUCGCCAAGCUCUGAGUGGUCUUUCCUACCUGCUAUCUCGCGAGAGGUCGUGGUCAGGCACCUUCUACCGCUUCUCCACGAGGUAGCGUCGCGGCAGGAGCAGAACAAGAUGACAGCUGAGAACUUGGCUGUCUGCUUUGCGCCUGCGCUACUGUGUGGACCGGACCAGAUCGAGGAUGCUAAAAUGUCUUCGAUAAUCAGGAGGAUAUUCACACAUGCUGUCGACAUGUGGGACCACGGCUUGCGGGAAGCGUGCGGUCAGGAAGUGAACGCUUUCAGAGACCAGCUGCAACUACCUAAUGACAUGAGCGAAUGGGACGACCCAGUCGAAGUCAAGAGAGGGGACAGCAGGGAUUCAAUCGACGAGCAGAUGAGCGGCAUCACCUUGCAGGACAGCGAGAAGGCACCCGAAUCGUACGCAGACUACCCCCAAGCCACAUCGUCAGCGAUGAAGCCUCCACACCUACCUCCUCGAUCUCGCGUACCAUCGGCCAAGUCCUCCGGUGACUCUGUUCAGAGGAGGCCAGCCCCUCCUCUAGCAGUACCUCCGAGGUAUUCUGCAGUCGUUUCAGAUGCACCUGAUGAUGUCGCCGAAUCACCCAUAACCUACGCAGCGACCACGGAUGGCUUCUCGCCACGACGACAGGGGUUCGAUCAAGCGCAACGGGCAACUCACCCUGAUGAGAAGAAGUCCGGUACGGCAGUCCAAGUUCCUAUUCUUGCUUCUUCGUCUGCUGCAAAGGAUGCGAAGCCUGCUACUUCGGCUGCUCCCACCCCUGCUUCUGCUCCUCAAAUCAUUCUCCCUAAGAGGAAAGCCCUGACCCCAGCACAGGUUGAUAAUGUGGAGAAGUCCGCCGACAAGCAGGAUCAAGCACGCAAGAUCUCUGAACAUGGCCUCGGCCGCUUCUUCCCACAGGGCCAGGCGUUGCCGGGCCUCACUGAUUUGCCUGGCAUUGACACAACAGGCAACAAGAGGUGGGUGAGUCCGACGUCGUAUACACCAAGCGAGACUACCUCGCCGAGUACCACGCUAUCUCCUACACAACUAGGCCCCAAACCUGCAUCGGCAACGGAGACUCGAAGACCCAGCGUUCCCUUCGCCAACCGCACACCUCAGAUCACAGGUCUCGCACGACCAGUCUAUCCCGCGCCAACAACAAACACACACAUCCACCCCGUCACCGGGCGCCCUCCCUCAAAGUCCACCAGCCUGCCCGUCCCCGCGCCAAAGCCUCGAGCAGUCAGUCCAGGACUGCUGAAGCGCAUGCCCAGCUUGGAGCAAACCAACAAGCCCGAACCCGAGCGCUUGGCACCGCGCAAGCUGAACUUGAAGAAGGCGUCUGUGGAGGAUCUGAGGAAAUUGUAUGAGGAGCGGGCGGGGACGGCGAACGUGUUGGUCGAGGUUAGCAGGCAGAGGAGUUUGAGCGUUAGCCCUAGUAUACGGGAGUGAAGCGUGGUCUGCAGCGUGUAGUUUGUUGGAUACCCUGGUUGAGCAUAUAUUGGUGUUGUAGAAUAUGGGCUUGUAAUCACUUUUCAAAACCGAACUUUGUGAAAUCCGAACUUUGUGAAAUCUUGUGGCUGCC
Macroventuria anomochaeta is the source of this 2810-nucleotide messenger RNA. RefSeq lists its product as uncharacterized. The transcript has 2 exons. Gene Ontology annotation, cellular component: cytoplasm. Gene Ontology annotation, biological process: small GTPase-mediated signal transduction. Gene Ontology annotation, molecular function: GTPase activator activity. Lineage: Eukaryota; Fungi; Ascomycota; Dothideomycetes; Pleosporales; Didymellaceae. The record is from RefSeq and is a predicted model, not a curated record. Bases 167 to 2677 code for a protein of 836 amino acids.